AUGGCAGAUUCCCCUCCCGACGCCGCAGCCAGAAGACGACUCCGCCGCGUGCCGGAGCAACUCCGAAAACGAUCAGCCCACAGUUGUGAUCUUUGUCGCAAGCGCCGGUGUAAAUGUGUGCCGGGUCCGGCAGGCCGUGGCUGCGCAACAUGUGAGAAGCACAACGUGGAGUGCUCGUAUGCGCUCCCAAGAAAGUCCCGGUUUUACGGGAGCGUCGAUGACCUUGGCGAUCGGCACAAAUGUUUAGAGGCUAUUGUUCGGGGCGCGUUUCCGGGAGAGCCCACCGCGACAGUAGCCGACUUGAGGAAAUUGGGAGAGCGCAUGGGAUAUAGCAUGCCAGAACCCACCAUUCCAUCAACUCGGCCUUUAGAAAGCUCGGAACCGACCAUAUCUUACCCAAGCUCUGAAGCUCCCAUUCGCCGGCCCCUGGUUCCAUCCCACGAGGCCGUGUCACGCCGCAACAGUUGCCCGGAUGUCUUCGGGGCAAGGGUGCCCGAGGGAGUGGAUGGAGACUCAUCGCCCGAUGAUGCCGAAUCACUUGGCCUCAUCCGGGACCCCACGGGGAGACAGCACUAUAUAGGGCCAUCCGGCAGCCUGCAGUUUCUCAGCCAGCUACGGCGGCUCUUGAUAUCUCGGAACCAACGAUUACCCGUCAACAACGACAAUUCGCCCACCGCCUCCAAGUUCACAGAGGAUGACACGGCCCGGGCUCUCGAAGCGGACAGCAUCACCGUAGACACCACAGAUCCGGUCGUCGCCGCCGCCGAUCACGGUGGUGUUGCCGGUGACGUUGUUGCCGCGCAAGAUGAGCUCUCACCGGGGUCCAUCUCGUCCUCCAUCGCCAGGGACUUUACGAUGCAGCCUUGGGAUGCCGCCGGCGACCUAUUUCGAAAGCUCCCCUCGCGCCUCGUCACCGAUUCGCUGCUGCAGUCCUACUUCAAAAAUGCCCACGAAGAUUUCCCCCUCUUUCACCGCGGCACUUUCGAGGAAGAGUAUGAGUCGUACUGGGCCUUGCUCAAGCAGCGCAUUACCGCGCCCGAGCCCUGUCUCCAGGCGUCUCAGAUGGAAUGGGGCUGGGUCGCCACGUUGCAGAUGCUGAUUGUUUUCGGGUCCAUGUGUGACCCUUCCAUUCCCGGCAUCGACCACACGACGCUUCGAAGGCAAUGCGUCUCCGUGACGAGAAGUUUGCUGCCGCAGCUCGUUUCGAAAUGCACGCUGUCCAACGUCAGGGCUCUCUUACUCCUUUCGCUGUUCUUGCACAACAACAACGAACGAAACGCGGCCUGGAAUUUGGUGGGGACGGCCACGCGUAUCUCCUUCGCCCUAGGCCUCCACCGCCGCGACGUGGCGGCUUAUUUCAGACCAAUCGAGCGGGAAGUCCGAAAGCGCGUCUUUUGCACCCUGUAUUCAUUCGAGCAGUUUCUCGCGUCGAGCCUCGGACGGCCGAGCGGCCUGAACGAUUUCGACGUCGAGAUUGCCCUCCCACGGGAGGGCCUCCUCGGUACCGGAACGGACAGGGUAGUCGCUCUCUCUCUGAAACUGCAAAACAUCCUAGGACGAGCACGAAUCUCCCAGGCCGUGAGGUCCCUGGCGAGCGGAAAUACGGACACGCAGAGACACGAAGAAUCAGCCAAAGAAACGAUAUCGGCGCUUAAGGCUUGGAGAGACGAAGUGGCAGCAUCUCAGAGCUUAAACAUCCCAUCUAUCUCGGAGCCAGACGACGCCUUCAAAGAAGAUGACGCGCCGGUAACGAUGUCCUUUACCGAAAUCAAGCUUCUGCUCUCCUGGCAAGACCGUACACGCCUCAGAGCGGCGCUGGUAUUGAAUAUGCAGUACCGGUACAUUGCCAUCAUGGUGGCGCGGCCGUUCCUACUGCGCGAUACCGCCAUGGCAAGAGUCGUCGCCAGAACAGAUAAUAAAAACACGACGAACGAUACACCCCGCUCCGAUGCUCACUCACACCUCGCCUCCGUCUGCGUGCAGAACGCGUGCCAGUUGGCCAAGAUUGUCCUUCUGCUCGCCGAGUUCGAGCUGUUGAACGGUGUUUGUGGAAUGGAUGUCUUUUACGCCUAUUCCGCUUCCAUGCUUAUCCAAUCCAUACGGCUCGUGGUGUCCAAAGUCCCCAAGAGCGGCACGAUGAAGAGAUUUGCCAGGGUGAUGGCGACGUUCGAGGACAGCGUAUUCAACCACGACGCUCUCCCACAUGCCGCCACGCCCAGGAAGGACAGCGGAACCCAACUUCAUGCCACCGGUCAGGACAUCCCGGCCAUUCACCAUCUAGGGUCUACUGACCCUUUGCUACUAGCGCCUCAACCUGCGACCGCGAGCGCUUUUCUUGACCCGUCUUUCCCCAUGAUGGCAGGGUGGCCACAGGGCGACUGGAGCACGUUCGGGGCUGACGACGGCCGAGAAUUUGGUGGUUGGAUUGCAUCUCUGCUACAGCCGGCCAUGGAUACUCCCAUGGUAACCGAGUUUGGUGACAUGGAUUCAAUUUUGAGAAAUGCUCCAAUGUGA
This is a messenger RNA of Scedosporium apiospermum, 2514 nucleotides long. RefSeq lists its product as uncharacterized. The transcript has 4 exons. The coding region runs from base 1 to 2514 and encodes 837 amino acids. Gene Ontology annotation, biological process: DNA-templated transcription; regulation of DNA-templated transcription. Gene Ontology annotation, molecular function: zinc ion binding; DNA-binding transcription factor activity, RNA polymerase II-specific; DNA binding. The record is from RefSeq and is a predicted model, not a curated record. NCBI's taxonomy places the organism in Eukaryota, Fungi, Ascomycota, Sordariomycetes, Microascales, Microascaceae.